AUGCAGAUCGCUGCUUGCUUCCUAGGCCUUGCGGCUCUGGUCGCUGGUCACGGAUACGUCGACAAUGCUACCAUUGGAGGCACAUACUACCAGCCUUACCAAGACCCGUACACGAGCCCUACUCCCCAGAGAAUCUCUCGCCCGGUCCAAGGCAACGGCCCAGUUGAGAGCGUCGACUUGAUCGAUGUCCAGUGCGGAGGAUACACAGCCGGCGGCAUCUCGGGUUCGACACCCGCGGCCUUGCACGCUACCGCUGCAGCGGGAUCGACCGUCACCCUGCGAUGGACUCUCUGGCCCGACUCUCACGUCGGUCCCGUGAUCACCUACAUGGCACGUUGCCCCGAUACCGGUUGCCAGGCAUGGCAACCCGGCACUUCUGCCGUGUGGUUCAAGGUCAAGGAAGGUGGACGCACCGGAACCACCAACACCUGGGCUGAUACCCCCCUCAUGGUUGCCAACGCCGGCUACCAGUACACGAUUCCGUCCUGCUUGAAGUCGGGCUACUACCUCGUCCGCCACGAGAUUAUUGCUCUGCACGCCGCCUACUCAUACCCCGGCGCACAGUUCUACCCCGGAUGCCAUCAACUGCAGGUCACUGGUUCCGGCACCAAGACUGCGACUUCGCUGGUUGCCAUCCCCGGCGCGUACAAGUCGACUGAUCCCGGUAUCACCUACGAUGCCUACAAGGCCCAAACCUACACUAUUCCCGGCCCGGCUGUGUUCACUUGCUAA
Messenger RNA from Colletotrichum acutatum, 732 nucleotides. Its product is annotated as family 61 glycosyl hydrolase. The coding region runs from base 1 to 732 and encodes 243 amino acids. Lineage: Eukaryota; Fungi; Ascomycota; Sordariomycetes; Glomerellales; Glomerellaceae. The record is from RefSeq and is a predicted model, not a curated record. The transcript is spliced from 6 exons.